AGCAGAAGAACGGCAGCCGUCUUCUCGUCGAGUUGCCUGGUGUGAUCCAAACAACAGCAGAGGCGUCUAUACCAACCACACGGGAGGAGUCUGUGGUGCCGCAGAGCUCAACAGUAGUGAUCGAUACCCCGCCUGCAACGGCUUCACCCUUGAUUGUUAUGAAUCCUGGACAAAGCCAAACGACGUCAGCGCAGUCUGGUUAUAUACCCGUUGCCGUGAGCCAGAACCCAUCGUCGACUAUACCACUCAUCACACCGCAAAUGCUGGUACGGCCGCCAGGUCUUCCCGCGGUCGUCGAACCACGCACCCCAACGGUUCCACUUCAGGUGUUGUCGCAGCUCGUCCCCGUUUCUUUCCAUGGAGAGAACAUUGGUUCUUUGCCGCAAGGCGCGGGUCAUUUCAGCACAUUACCGGUGGUCCGCCCUGCCGUUGUGAUUGGGCCCCGACAGCCAUCUUCGAUAGGAGUUGCGCCGCAUAAUAUAGUACCUCCACAGCGAACGGCGGGAGAACCGACGGGGGCUGCUGUUGUUCCGGUCUCUCAGGCCGCCCCGACCGUGCAGAUGAGCGCGAUAGGAACGAAUGUAACAGCGGCACCUGCGGCCUCAGUUUCUGUACCGACGACCCUCACGCAACCACCCGCACACACUACCCAACCGCCACCGUCCAUCCCCCCCGCGCCACCCGCAUCUGCCUCAACACCACUCCCACAACAACCCCUCCCCCAAAUCACAAACCAUCCCACACCACCACCCGUCCCCCUCCUUCACACCAUACGACCACAAUACCCACACCUAACUGAUCCGCAACGACAACUCCUCGCAAUGUCGUCGCCUCUGGGUUCACCCAACCCGAAUUUGGCGUAUUUGAGGAGUCUACCCAUCGGGGGUGUUGGGGCGCAGUUUGGGCGGCCGGGGAUUGGGGGUGUUGGAUUACCGGCCACGACGGGUGGCGUAGAGCAAGGUGGUGCUACGGCACAGGUUUCGUGUCAGCCUCUAUUGGUACCGAUUGGGCAUCAGGCGCCGCGGCCGGGUAUUGGACUACCUGGGACGACGGUGGGUGCGGUCCCGGUAGUGCUUCCGACGACGGUGCAGAUACCUGGCCAGCCGCAGCCUCUGUUGAUACCGAUCGGGCAUCAGGCGCCGCGGCCGGGUAUUGGACUACCUGGGACAACGGUGGGUGCGGUCCCGGUGGUGCCUCCGACGACGGUGCAGAUACCUGGCCAGCCGCAGCCUCUGUUGAUACCGAUCGGGCAUCAGGCGCCACGGCCGAAUGUUGGACAACCCGUAAUUCCUGCUGGCCAGACUGUCGCAGUGCCCUCGACGACGACACAGAUACCCGUUCAACCCCUCUUCAUACCCAUCGGGCAUCAAGCUCCGCGUCCGCAUACCAUCGCCCCCGGACAUCCAUCGACGCCUCCAGUUACAAUUCCCGCUGGGCAGAGUGGCGCGGUGCCUGCGACGACGGGGCAGGUACCUGUGCAGCCUCUGCUCAUACCCAUCGGGAACCAAGCUCCGCGUCCGAGUGUAGGGCAAUCAUCUACGCCUGCCGCUACGAUUCCUGGGGGGCAGAACGUCGUCGUAUUACCUUCCACUGCACCUGUCCCUCCGUCGCACCCGGUCAGCUACCCCAUUCCGCCUCAGCCAACCGGCCAAAACGCGACGCCGCCCGUCACGGUUCCCGCGGGACCAUUACCUCCUCCUCCGACAGCAACGCAAACCCCAACCCAACUUUUCCCCGGCCAUCAAAUCCCACGCCCCACGCAUCCAUUUCAGCAAGCCUUCUCAGUGCAACCGGCCCCCCACCCUGGUCAACAACAGCACCAACAACAACGACCGCAAUACCCAUUCAACCCAUUAAACAUGAACAUAAACAGACCGCAGAGUCCGAUGCUCCUUUCACACCAACAACAGCAGCAGUAUCGACCCCAACAACAACAACAACAGAUUGGAACCCCGAAUAUGAACCUUCCGAGACCGAUGUAUGUCAUGAACGCGGCGGGGGGGCAGCCGGUGGGAUAUCAGAUGCGCCCGCAGCAGGGGGGGUUUGUAGGUGUGGGGAGUGAUGGGGUGCCUGUGGGCGUUAGACCGGUGCCUCCUGGUGCAAUUUUGCCGCCUGGAGCAACGGCCACACCACCGCCGGUGGGAAUGGGAAGUGUUCCUGGAGCGGCGGCUACGCCAUCUGCGGGUGGGGCGGGGAAUGCUGCGACACCCAGCAUACCUCCUCCCGGGACACAGGUUCAGCAACCUCAGCAACAGCAGGCACAGCAGGCGGGACACGAACAGACGGAAUCUCCGCACAUGCAUGUGAAACGGAAGAUUGAGGAGGUGCAGGAGGGGAGUAACCCGGCGGAUGCGGGGAUGGAGCCGGUGCAGAAACGGCCGGCUUUGGAGAUGGGUGAGACGAGUGGUGAUGAGCAGAAAGGGGAUUCGUUAACGGAGGUGGAAGGGAAUACCGAGGCGGCGGAAAAGGCGUCGGAGGAUGUGAUGAAUGGGAAACCUGCCGGGUCGGAGAAAGAUGAUGGUGCGGACGAAACAGCCGACGAGUCCAUAAGCCACGAUCCUGCAGCCAAAGCCAACGAUGAGGCCAGCUCAACACUAGUCCCACCACCCGCACCACACCCAGUCCCCGCCUCCCCGCCACACCCGCCCUCACCACCCACCCACACAAAAGACCCCCUCGCAGUCUGGGAACGCACCCUCGACCUCUACCUGGACCGCGAAGCCGCCUACGCGCACGCCAUGAAACGACAGAUCGCACACCAGAAACACGUGCUGGACGCCAAAGCCGCCGAGCUGGAUGAAUUGAGACGGAAAGUCGCGGAACGGGUUGCCGGUGCGGCAAGCAACGGUGUGGGGAGUUUGGAGUUUGUGGUGGGAAGACGCAGGAGGGUUGGUGGGGGGGAGAUGUGUUUGUAUGUCAUCACUACAAUUCUCGUUGUGACCUACCCACCAGUUUGUUAACAUUUGUGUGAUUCCUCUCCAGCACAACACACCAACUCGCACGCCAAUCCCCCCUCCCCGAACAACUAAUCCCCAUCCGUCUCGACCUCGACAUCGAAGGCAUAAAAAUGCGCGACACCUUCACAUGGAACCUCAACGAGCAACUCCUCCACCCGCAAACUUUCGCCGAACUGUUGUGUGAGGACCUGCAUUUACCUGCACAGUUGUUUGUGCCGGCCAUUGAGAAGAGUAUGAGCGAGCAGAUCGAGGAUUUUUAUCAGGUGG
This is a messenger RNA of Fimicolochytrium jonesii, 3224 nucleotides long. RefSeq lists its product as uncharacterized. Bases 159 to 2960 code for a protein of 933 amino acids. The record is from RefSeq and is a predicted model, not a curated record. The transcript has a single exon. Lineage: Eukaryota; Fungi; Chytridiomycota; Chytridiomycetes; Spizellomycetales; Powellomycetaceae.